UCCAGUCUCUGUUGCGCUUUCCUCACCUGGUGCCAGAUGUUUGUGGACCGGGUGAGGCCAGUUGCGAUGUGAACACCAAGGAACUUGGUCAUAUCGAGUGCUCCGAUUUAUAGGAGAUCCAGUGUCAGCUCCUUGGUUUUGGUUGUGUUCAGGGCCAGGUUAUUGUCGUUAUGGCGUCGUCAAAGGUGCUGGCUGUUGGCUGAUCCCUUUAGCCUUAAUCAGCCCCGCAAUGGUGGUGUUGGCAGAGGGGACUGAGGACUCAGCCCUGUGGUACACCUGUCAGGUUGAGGGGGAGGUGUUGCGCUGCCCCAUCCCGAUGUUUUGGAGUCUGUUGCUGAUGAGGUUUCUCCACGGUGGCCAAGAAGUGCAAAACAAAUUACAAUUACACCACCCGGCAGGGGAGUGUACCAAAUCCCAGAGUUACAGGAAGUGAUGUUUGGACCAAUCAGCUCAGAGGAGUUGGUACAUUCCUUUUCCGGUUAAUGUUGGUGGCAGAGAAGUGCAAGACACUUUAGCAAAAACUAAAACAAAUUACAAUUACACCACCCGGGAGGGGAUUGUACCACACCAGUCAGACAGGAAGCGGUAACAUUUAGAGUUGUGGUGGGUGUUAAUGGAGGACCUUGGCAUCACGUUUUGCCCGUUUUGUGGCACACACGAGCUGCUUGACGUGAUUUUGUUUCACAUGUGGCCGAUUGUUGGAGUUAAAUGGUACUGACCAAGCGGCCUAGCCUAGCUCACAACCGCACAUAGGAUUUAUUAUUUUUGGCUCAUGGUGAACGUACUUGUGGUGACCAUAAAGGAGUAAGACCACCACUUACUCCACGUACUGCAAGUGGAACGUGCACUAAACCUGAGGCUACUCGUACGUACAUCUGUGGCUUCAUUCGUACGGCCGAUGCACGUACGCAAGGUCAACGUUCGUCAAACUUGCAAUAAAAGUACUGACCUUAGGUUCCAUGCGGGCUUCGUGUGAAGGUCGUAAAAGCUCCGCACGAGCUGUACGUUGUGCGUACCAAUCAUGUGAGAUGCGUACCGGAAACAUGAUUGGUUUUGCACAUGCGCGAGACCUACUGUACGUCACUUCCUCCACUUGCAGUUUUUUUACGACAGAGCUUCUGUGAUGUCACGUGGCGUGAUCUAGUUUUUUCAAAUCCGAGGCCAUGGUUCUCAGUUGGAAAAGGGUGGAUUGCACCCUCCGGGUUGGGAAUGAGGUCCUGCCCCAGGUGGAGGAGUUCAAGUGUCUCAGGUCUUGUUCACAAGUGAGGGAAGGUUGGAGCGUGAGGUCGACAGGUGGAUCAGCGCAGCGUCUGCAGUAAUGCGGUCGCUGUACCGGACCAUCGUGGUGAAGAGAGAGCUGAGCCGGAAAGCAAAGAUCUCAAUUUAGUGCGUAAGUUUGUUUUGCCACCUGAGAGUCUUGCGCCUGUAGAGUUUGUCUGACAUGACAGAGAAACUCUGCGGCCAGUCUACAACUCGGAAAAUCAGAACGUCAUACACGCACCCUCCGUGCGUUUCUUGCAUUUUAGCACGUAGACCGGCCGUAGGAGCCCGUACGAUUGGUUGUGAUCUAGCCUUUACUCUUGCAAAAAAAGCGCGGCUGCCAGGAGCAGGAGGGAGGUCUAAACUCCAAAUUAGGAGAAAGUUCUGGGAAUCCACAUCGUUAUCGUUUGGUCUUCUGUCUUGUCUUGUUUCCCAAUAUUCCACGACACCCCCCAUCAUCUUGGACUGCUGGUAUGUUUGGAAGGUGAUGACUUAAAUGUGCAGGAUAUACUCUACACUAAUUCUGUGUGUUUUUGGCAGCCGAGUGGGAGCCCAUCAUGACUGGUCACUCGUUCGUCUUGGGGGAACCCGUGCAUUUUGUAGCAGAGACUGGAACCCUGCUGCCAGGCGAGAGGCUCUAUGUUGACUCGUGCUACGUGACCAACUCCAAAGACCCAAAGGCCAUGACCAGAGUGGAUAUCAUCACCAAUUACGGCUGUAUGACGGACAGCUCGAGGGUUGCGAGCUCCUCCUACUUCUGGUCAAGGAAGGCUAACAUGCUCAAGUUUUCAAUCGAUGCCUUUCUCUUCAGAGAACUUUCACAGGUGCUGUACCUCCACUGUUCAGUGUCAGUCGGUGUCACCACUUCCCCCACCGCCAAGUCGUGUAACUACAACAAAGCCACUGGCAGGUGGGAGGAGCUGGAGGCACCACCCUCAAUAUGCUCCUGCUGUGAUUCCGCAUGUGGUGACCUGCAGGAUGCUGUGAAGAACAUAGUCAGCAGUCCUGGCUGGCUCACUCGCCGAAACCGUGAAGGGAGGCCAAGCAUGAAGGAGAGAUCCUUUCAGUCAGAGGAGGGGGGGCAAUGGAUCGACCAGGAAGAGAAAAUAAAACCCAAAGACACUUCCCCAGUGGAGACAGAGACGGACCAUAAGAAGACGGUGGAGGUUUCUGAUGCCACCGAUGCUUGUAUGAACGUCUCGUGCAGUGCCAACAGUUCACUCGAUCCACACAAUUCCAGCUUUGCUGGUCGUCUUGGGUCUGCUGAGAACGUGACCACAAACGUGAUCCCCGUGACUGAACCGUGCUUAAAUGGUGUUAACAACAGUUGCCCAGCCACAGAUGGUACACUCAAGGGCACAAGAAGUCACAACGAAACUGAAAGGCAGUCUUCUGGGUCUGUGGGGAGUCCACUUGUGUUCCAUACGUUAAAAUCUACUGAUGGAAUCUUGGACAGACAAUUGGAAAGGCAAACGGGCGAUUACGCUAGCAGUGAAGGACUUGACAGAGUGGAACACAUGCUUCAAAGUCGACAGAUCAGAGGGUUGGAUUUGGACCAAUUUGCCCAAUUCAGAGGCCCAAUGUGUGUGGAAGGGUCCCUUGACGGGUCUAAUUGUAACUCUGGAGUUGAAGGAGGUGAAGCUCUCCGUCACGGUCAGUUUGCUGUAGUAGUCAACACACGUAAAGAAUCGGAUCAGUACUCGGGUGUCGGGCCAGACCGUGUUGUUUCAGAGGAAGUGCUUGACGAGCCCCAACACGCUGCUGCGAUGAUAGUUACGAGUACAAGCCACACGUCACAUGACCACGGGUGGGGCUCGCAAAGUUUGGACUUUACCAACUUGGACUUGACCAUGCGCAACAUCUAGGGAAAUGCAAACAAUGCAUACAUUCUUUGCACUUCUGAAAACACAUUCGACGCCAGGAAGUUGUGUUGUGUAAAGCAAUCCUCCACCAAUAAAUCCCUCCCUAAUUCUGUUUUAUAUAUUUCUUUUAAUUCUGCAAGUUGACCCUGAAGUCUGAACUGAUAUGCAGCAUAUCCACAUACCUGUAACACACAGUGGCGCCAAAAAGUGUUUGCCACCUUCCUGAUUUCUUCUUGUUUUCAUGUUUGUCACACUUAAACGUUUCAGAUCAUCAAACAAAUGUAAAUAUUAGUCAAGGACAACGCAACGCAACACUUUAUGCAGCUUUUAAAUGAAACUUUUCAUUAAGUGAGAAAAAAAAUCCAAAGCUACAUGGCCCUGUGUGGGGGAAAAGUAAGAUCAGGACUUUGGCAGUCAUCCCCUUUGAUGAUUUAAAACAUGACUGAAACUUCUUUCCUAGGCGCAUUGAUUGGGAUGGCUGUCUUCCAGCACAAGACUUGUGCUCCAGUCCUCAGGUAAAAAAUACUGACCGCAAACGAGCAUCUUGUUGAGUCUUGGUGGCCAAAUUGAGAGCCAGUAGUAUCCACUCUUCCGUCUGUCCCGAUGCAGUGGUUUGAGGUGUUGUUAGUCCGCCACAUAAAUACUACUGAUACUUUUAGCUGCUACAAUAACAAUAUCGCUGUAGCUUGGUUAAAGGUCAGUUAUGGAAAUGGAACACUGUUGGCGUUUUUUGAGGUUUUUUUAGGGCUUUAUCGUAAUAGGUGCCUCCUGUGACGUGUAAUGUUAGCUAGCUCAUGCUAACUCCUUUUCUUUCAUGAGAACGCACAGAAAAGGGAAAGAAAUGUGUUCAUGUUUCACAUAAGGAUUGUGGAUGAUGGGCAAAAUUACAAAAAAGUGCACUUUUCUUUUCAGUUUCUUUCUUCAGGAGUGUGUUACACAUAGAAACACACGUCAUACGACAUACGUCAGGAUGGCCCCCCACCACCUGCACAUGCUAAAACGGACACCUGACCUGAGGUUGGGACUUGGAGGACUCGCUCCUGUACCCGUGUGGAAGACGAGUCCCCGCCGCUGUGUGUCAUUCUUCUGGGUACAUUUCACGAAAGCUGUUUACUUUGGAAAAGCUCAUGAAAACACAUUUCCACAAGCUUAGCAUGUGACGAGCUGUCGUCAACUAUUUUUCAUUCUCACGAUAAGGAAUGAAGAAGUGAACGUCAACACAAUACCGGUCGCAUACUUUUAUCUCGUCACACAUAUGCAAGUGCCAACAGGGCAGAUGGGUGAUCCUGGUGCAUUUUUAUGAUAUUCUAAAUUGUUUUCAAACAAAUUGUGGUUAAUAUGUGCAUAAAUAAUAAGCUAUAUAUGUAUCUAUGUAGCAUAUACAGUAUAUCCAUUCAUACGACACACUACAGGUCAAUAGUUUUGGAACUAUUGGGGACAAAGUGUUAAGAUGGUCUGUCUCUCUUCCAUUGUUCAUUCUUUUUUUCUCACCAUUUUUGUAGCAACAAAUGACUUUCUCCAGGACAAUGCUGUUCAACUAAUGUUGACGAGGGUAUAGUACCACAGUGUGUCCUUAUGCAGACAGAGGAGGUAGUAAGUUCUCCAGAAUGUGGAACACCUGCAGGAAUGAGUGGCACCAACUGCCAAGGCUUGAUUUGAUCAUCCUCCAUUUCUGCACAACAGCUUUAAAUUGUUGACCCAUUUUGUGGUCCCUGAAACAGUCUCAUUGUGAAAUACACAUUUUUCACUUUUGGCUAACCUUACCUUUUUUUUUUUAACCUCUGCCACUUCAACCACUUACCUUUGUACCACUCAAGCUAUUCAUUGGACUUGAACCACUUGAAUUUCAAUAAAUAACUGGAAAAAUUGGGGUGUUCUAAAACUUACAUAAAA
This is a messenger RNA of Dunckerocampus dactyliophorus (ringed pipefish), 5015 nucleotides long. RefSeq lists its product as uncharacterized. Gene Ontology annotation, biological process: binding of sperm to zona pellucida; egg coat formation; positive regulation of acrosome reaction. Gene Ontology annotation, molecular function: acrosin binding. Gene Ontology annotation, cellular component: extracellular matrix. The record is from RefSeq and is a predicted model, not a curated record. NCBI's taxonomy places the organism in Eukaryota, Metazoa, Chordata, Actinopteri, Syngnathiformes, Syngnathidae. The transcript has 5 exons. Bases 1818 to 3125 code for a protein of 435 amino acids.